Chaetomium fimeti is the source of this 2048-nucleotide messenger RNA. RefSeq names its product Alpha/Beta hydrolase protein. The transcript is spliced from 2 exons. The coding region runs from base 122 to 1879 and encodes 585 amino acids. NCBI's taxonomy places the organism in Eukaryota, Fungi, Ascomycota, Sordariomycetes, Sordariales, Chaetomiaceae. The record is from RefSeq and is a predicted model, not a curated record.
CCUGAAUCCCUCCCAAGUUCCAGCGCCUUGGUUGUCGAGUUUUAAAAGUCUGGACUUCUCCACAAGCUCUCGGGAUGGAUGUAGGGUAGGGAUAAACAACUUUAUCAAAACGAUCGUCCCAAUGCUACUUUCAUACCUGGCCCUACUACCGGGGGUGUUGGCAUCGUGCCAAACCGCCCCCGUAGCCACGACGCUCAAUGGCACCUACGUCGGCCGCUAUCUCGCCGAAUUCUCCCAGGACCUCUUCCUGGGGAUCCCCUUUGCCCAAGGCGGGCGGUUGCAAAACCCAACCCCACUGAACGAGACAUGGGAAGGCACGCGGUCGGCCGAGUGGUACGGGUCCAUCUGCCCCGUGCCGGCGUCGGAGCGGAGCGUGCGCAACGCCAACGUGACGGGCAAGUCGGACGACUGCCUCAACCUCAACAUCAUCCGGCCGUCGCGGGCCAGCCUCCCGGACAAGGACGAGAAGCUGCCCGUGGCCGUGUGGCUGUACGGCGGCGGCUUCCUCGACGGCUUCGGCGCCGACCUCAACUCCAACUACUCGUGGGUGGUGCAGCACAGCGUGGCGCAGGGCACGCCCAUCAUGGCCGUGACGCUCAACUACCGCGUCGGCUUCUUCGGCUUCCCCGGCGGCGAGGAGGUCGCCGCCGCGGGCCUGACCAACCUCGGCCUCAAGGACCAGCGCCAGGCGCUGCGCUGGGUGCGCGAGAACAUCGCGGCCUUCGGCGGCGACCCGGACAAGGUCACCGUGUGGGGCCAGUCGGCCGGCGGCAACUCCAUCGUGUACCAACUACUAGCCUACGGCGGGCAGAGCGACGAGAAGCUGUUCCGCGGCGCCAUCCUCAGCAGCGGCACCAUCGGCAUCGGCAACACCAUCCGCCCCGACCGCGAAGACGCCAUCCAGGGGUACCGGCACAUCCUCAACGGCACGGGCUGUCUCGACGCGGCCGACACGCUCGCCUGCCUGCGCGAGGUGCCGAUGGAGCUCCUCUUCGACGUAGCGGCCUCCACCCCCACCCAACCGACCUGGUGGCCGACCAUCGACGGCGACUUCAUCACCGAGCCGCCCUCCCUCCAACUCGCCGCCGGCGCCGUCCAGCGCAACAUCUCCCUCCUCCUCGGCACCAACGACGACGAGGGCUUCGUGCUCGCCAACCUCCUCGGCCCGGGCACCGAAACCGAGUCCCAGCUCCGCCAGAUCCUCCAAUCCGUCUUCCCCCUCGCCCGCAACACCACCAUCACGCGCCUCCUCACCGCCUACCCCACCUCAGCCCCCAACCCCCCCUACGCCCUGCCCAUGUCCUCCACCCCGGAAUUCUGCGCCGCCCUGGAAGCAGCCAACCAAACCUGCGGCGGCGCCCAAUACCGCCGCCUGGCCGCCAUCACAGGCGACUACGGCCUCAUCCACGGCCGCCGCGACAUGGCGGCCAAGUGGGCGGAGCUGGGGGAGACGGCGUACACGUGGCGGUUCGGCACGUGGCCGACGUCGAUGCCGCUCGACACGACGCUGGAGGGCCAGCCGGGCUUUGCGGCGCACGGGGCGGAGUACUCGUACUUCUUCCGGUUCCCGGCGGACUACGAGCUGUUUGGCAACAACCCGCAUGUUCCUGAUUCGGAGGCGCAUCGGGCGCUGGCGGAGGUGAUUUCGACGAGGGUGAUUGCGUAUGUGUACAGUGGGGAUCCGAAUUUUGUAGAGGGUACGGUUCCCAAUGUGCCCGCCUGGCCAAAGUAUAGCGUCGAGAACCCGUCCAACCUGGUUCUGAACGCCACCCAGGUCCCGGAUAAGUUGAACAUUCAUAUUGAGCCUGACACUUGGCGCGAGGAAGGGAUGGCCUUGUGGGCUGAGUAUCCCCUCGAAUUAGACCUCUUUAUCGGUUGAUGGAUAGCACGGGGUAAGAUCAGGUGUACAUCCAGGUCAUCUCGCCGUCUUUCCUAGCCAGAGAAGCAAACUUUGAUUCAUACCAUGCCACCGGCUGGUGCAAGAAGUAGAAAGAAAACGAAAUGGCUUGUAAUUACGAAAAUAUACAGAAAUGAGCCGUUGCCAAACG